AACUAUAAUAUCCAUCCCAUUCUACCACGUCUCUUUCGUCCUCCUUUCCUCUUUUAGAUUCCUUAUAUAUAUAUCAAAACCUUCUAUGGCGGUUAUGCACAGCAGCUAAACAAAGUACACAAACGUCAAUCCAAAGUUAUUUCCUAUCCAACAAUAACCAAUUAGUAAGCUCAAAUAAUAUGUCGCACAUCGCAGUUGAAAGGAACAGGAGAAAGCAGAUGAAUGAACAUCUUAAGGUUUUGCGUUCUUUGACGCCAUCUUUUUACAUCAAAAAGGGGGAUCAAGCAUCAAUCAUAGGAGGAGUAGUAGAGUUCAUAAAAGAGCUACACCAUGUUCUUGAAUCCUUAGAGUCACAAAAGAGGAGAAAAAGCCUAAGCCUAAGUCCAAGUCCAAGCCCAAGCCCGAGACCAAGCCCGACGCAAUUAGCAAAUGCAAACAUCAUCACAAACCACUAUUUCGAGUUUGAUGGAGGCAAAGAGUUAGUUGCUUGUUGCAAUUCUGGAGUGGCAGAUGUUGAAGCCAAAAUAUCAGGAGCAAAUGUUGUGUUAAGGGUGAUAUCUAAAAGAACACAUGGACAGCUACUUAGAAUAAUAAGUUCAUUGGAGAAGCUUUCUUUUGAGAUUCUUCACUUGAAUAUUAGUAGCAUGGAUGACACUGUUCUCUACUAUUUCGUCGUCAAGAUCGGGCUAGAAUGUGAGUUAAGCAUGGAGGAGCUAGCAGCGGAAGUACAGCGAAGUUUUUGCACCACUGGAAACGCUAGCAAUAUUAUUGAGAAUAGGGCAUAAAAUAGAGUAUUACACUGGCUUUGUUUUUUAAGAACUUUUCUUUUCAAUUUCCCAAAUAUAUUGAAAUGCUAUUUUUAGGUUAAGGCAAGACUAUUUUGUAACAUUUUAAUCAAUAAAUACGUUUA
This is a messenger RNA of Amaranthus tricolor (Joseph's coat), 910 nucleotides long. Its product is annotated as transcription factor MUTE. Gene Ontology annotation, cellular component: nucleus. Gene Ontology annotation, biological process: guard cell differentiation; stomatal complex development; positive regulation of DNA-templated transcription. Gene Ontology annotation, molecular function: protein dimerization activity; DNA-binding transcription factor activity. The record is from RefSeq and is a predicted model, not a curated record. NCBI's taxonomy places the organism in Eukaryota, Viridiplantae, Streptophyta, Magnoliopsida, Caryophyllales, Amaranthaceae. The transcript is spliced from 3 exons. The coding region runs from base 180 to 785 and encodes 201 amino acids.